Molecule: messenger RNA, 2492 nt
Organism: Marmota flaviventris (yellow-bellied marmot)
Lineage: Eukaryota; Metazoa; Chordata; Mammalia; Rodentia; Sciuridae
Gene: Fancg
Product: FA complementation group G
Biological process (GO): interstrand cross-link repair
Cellular component (GO): Fanconi anaemia nuclear complex
Molecular function (GO): protein binding
Source: RefSeq, a predicted model, not a curated record
UUUUGUUCUGUUUUGCCCAGUUGUGGGACUAUUACGGAGGGCGGGGCUUUCCCCGUCGUACUACGGACCCCAGCAUACACUGCGCGGGCCAACACGCCGGAGAGGGGAAAUCCGGGCAGGCCUGGGGGUGUGGCUGCGUGGAAAGGCUGAGUUACAGACUAGUUCUGAGAACGCUUGCUACCACCGUUUGUGAAGGCGGUAGGCCCCGCGAGGGCCUAGCAGGCGGAAGGGCCUGCCACGCGACUUCCCAGCUCAGACAUGCCACACCUUGUGACUGUUCUGGUGUAGCGGUUCACCCUCCUCGACUAUGGCCCACCAGUCUUUCCUGGGCUCCCCAGAGGCUCGCGCCAGCUGCCUGGACCUGUGGAAGGAAAAGAACGACCGGCUCGUUCGACAGGCCAAGGUGGCUCAGGACUCUGGUGUGUCUCUGAGGCGACACAAGUUGGUUCAAGACACACUGGAGGGACUCAGGGAGCUCCUCCACAUUCUGCAUGGACUUCCUGCAGCUGUCCCUGUUCUCCCCUUGGAGCUGAUUGUCACCUGUAACUUCAUUAUCCUGAAGGUGAGCCUAGCCCAGGGUUUCACUGAAGACCAGGCCCAGGAUAUACAACGGGGCCUAGAAAGAGUGCUAGAGACCCAGGAGCAGUUGGGGCCCAGGCCAGAGCAAGGGAUCAGGAAGUUGUGGGAGUCUGUCCUCCGUGCUUCCUCCCUUCUGCCCGAGCUACUGUGUGCCCUGCACCACCUGGCUGGCCUGCAGGCUGCCCUUUGGCUGAGCAUUGACCGUCUUGAAGACCUGGCCUUGCUGUUGCAGACUCUGAAUGGCAACCAGAAUGGGGCCUCUAAGGAUCUGCUGCUACUUCUAAAAACUUGGAACCCUCCAGCUGAGGAAUCAGAUGCCCCAUUGACCCUGCAGAAUGCCCGGGGUUUGAGGGAUAUCCUUUUGACAGCAUUUGCCUACCGUCAAGGCCUCCAGGAGCUGAUUUCAGGGAGCCUACCAAGGGCAUUGAGCAGCCUGCAUGAAGCAGCCUCAGGUCUGUGUCCACGACCUCUCUUGGUUCAGGUGUAUACAGCAUUAGGAUCCUGUCUUCGUAAGAUGGGAAAUCCACAGAGAGCUUUGCUGUACUUGAUUGCAGCCCUGAAAGGGGGAUCAGCCUGGGGUCUUCCACUUCUGGAGGCUUCCAGAUUAUAUCGGCAAUUGGGGGAUACAGCUGCAGAGCUGGAGAGUCUGGAGCUGCUGGUUGAGGCCUUGAGUGCCACCCAUAGCUCUGAAGUUCCACAGCUUCUCAUUGAGGUAGAAUUGCUACUCCCACGACCUGACCCAGCCUCUCCCCUUUACUGUGGCACACAGAGCCAAGCGAAGCACCUGUUAGCAAGCCGAUGCCUACAGAUGGGGAGGGCAGAAGAUGCUGCAGAGCAUUACUUGGACCUGCUGGCCCUGUUGCUGGAUGGCUCAGAUCCACGGUUCUGCCCACCAACCUGCCCCCCAGGACCUUGCAUGCCUGAGGUGUUCUUGGAGGCAGCAGCAGCACUGAUCCAGGCAGGCCGAGCCCAAGAUGCUUUGACUGUAUGUGAGGAGCUGCUUACCCGCACAUCUUCUCUGCUUCCCAAGAUGCUUCAGCCAUGGGAAGAUGCAAGAAAAGGAACCAAGGAACUGCCAUCCUGCCCACUCUGGGUCUCUGCUGUUUACCUGCUUCAGGGCCGGGCCUGGGUACAACUGAGGGCCCCAAAAGAGGCAAUUAGUGAAUUUAGCCGGUGCCUUGAGUUGCUCUUCCGGGCCAUACCUGGGGACAAAGAACAAGGGGCAGCUUCCAACUGUGAGCAGGAGUGUAGGUCAGAUAUGGUAGUGCAACAUCUUCGGGCAGCUGCCCUGAUCAGUCGUGGACUGGAGUGGGCAGCCAAUGGCCAAGAUACCAAAGCCCUACAGGACUUCCUCCUCAGUGUGCAGAUGUGCCCAGGUAAUAGAGAUGCUUCCUUUCACCUGCUUCAGACUCUAAGGAGGCUGGAUAGGAAGGAUGAGGCCGCUGCUUUCUGUUGGAGGCUGCAGGCCCAAACUCAACUGCCACAGAAGGAAGCUACCUGGUCUCUCCCUCUGUACUUAGAAAUCUAUUUGAGCUGGAUCCAUUCCCCUGACUGUGAAACCUUCCUUGAAGAGUUUCAGACAUCUCUGCAGGAGCCUCACGACCUGUAGCUGCUAUGUUUCCAAGAGCCUGAGCUGAGGGCCCAGUGAAUCAUCUCUGUGAGGAGGGCCUUCCCGCCUCCCCUUGCUUUACCCUCCAUGGGUGAUGUGACUGGAGCUGAUCAUUCCUAUGUAACUCUUCUACUGGUGAAGUUGGUGGCAGUCUUGUGUGGUUUGGGAUACUCCUUCCUUCUGGAGGAAGUAUUCCCUGCUACCAACAAGUCAUUGACUUUGCUUGUAGCAUCUGUUUUUCCUGUUUCCCCUUUUCUUGUGUUGAGUAAAAAUGCAUAUAUAUAUAUAUAUAUAUAUAUAUAUA